AUGCGACUCAAGGAGGACUUCCGGCGCCGGGACCCUGCUUCCCAGUUCCUUGGCUCCACGGGACCUGCUGGCCGGCAGCUGCUCUGCCCCCAGACGGGAGCACAGCAAGCUCUGGCUUCAGCCCUGCUCAGCACACUGCAUUUCUCCCUGUUGCUGAUCCACAGUGUUCACCUCGUCUUGGGGGUUGGACAGUAUGUUUUCUGGUUCUCCCUUUUCUGUAUCGCUGCUGUGUUUCUGGGUCCACGUGGGUGUCACCUAACUGGAACGCUGGCUCUGCACCAGGCCUCUUGUCCCUCCUCGUUUCCCUCCGAACACCCGCACGCCUCCUCCUCGCCAGCCCCGCUGCCCCUUCCCCAGCCUUUCUGGACCCUUGCUGCCUUUCUCACCCCACUCUUCUCAGAGCCACUCCCGCACCCGUGGCUCGUGUGCACCCCUCAUAACCUGCGGUCGCUGUCUGCCUGCUUCACUCCCUGGACUCUCUCCCACAUCCGGUCCCUUUUGGACCUUGUCGCUCGGUCUCAACUCUGA
Messenger RNA from Rangifer tarandus platyrhynchus (Svalbard reindeer), 528 nucleotides. Lineage: Eukaryota; Metazoa; Chordata; Mammalia; Artiodactyla; Cervidae. The record is from the annotation of a GenBank genome assembly.